CGCAACGAUACCGUCAGCUGCAGUGCAAAACAGAAACUCUGUCGCUAAGCUUCCUCCCAACAACCAUCGGCCAUGGACGCGGAGUGCGUCACCCAGUGACGUCGACUGAGGGCGCAUGCAAAACAGUUGGUGUCCGGAGUUGUGUCUGAAAAUACUUGAAAUUCAAAACAAAGUUGUGGAAAAAGCUAAACGCGUACUACCUGGUCAGGGGGGACUUGACCCAGUGCAGCCGGAUUAACGAAUAAUGUGAAACUCCCGUAAGACUGUACGAGAGUGGGUGUACCACCGGAGCAUGGGUUCAUGCCUUGGCAACUGCGCCACUUCCGCCACAUCCGCCGCCAGCGCCUCCUUCGCAAGCACCCAACCUCGUUCAACCUCCGAAUCCUCCGCAGCGUCGUCCUCCACCACCUCAUCCACGUCGUGUGUGGGCACGAGCUGGUUCUGGCAACAUCGCAGAAACCAAGACCGAUUUGGCGAAGAAGGACAAGGAGUCGAGGCGGAGCUCAUAUCAAAUAUCAGUGGACGUCGUCGGGAGCGUCGCAGUUUUAUCUUUCGGAUACUGAGGUUCAAGCGCAGCCAACAGUGCCCCCAGUUCUUUGAUGAGUACUGGCAGCAGCCAUCCAACUAUGCCAAGCUGCAGAACGAAAGCAGCACGAUGCCGGAUAUUCAGCUUCAGAACCUGGACGCCUUCAAGUUGCUCAACGCUCAGAUUGCACCGAGGAGGGAGACGGAAAUCGGCCAGGGGAUCUACCAUCGCACCAACAGUUCCCGGGCUAGCUCAUCCCUCGAUCUCGAGUGGGAGCACGAGUACUCGCAGCUACGACAGUACCAGCACCACCAGGCCCAGACGGAGUCCCAGCCCACGCCGUCGAAGCCGUGCUAUGCUUCCCUGGAUCAGCUGACCACGACGACCACGGUCGCCACCAAUGGCCGGCACACAGGACGGCAUCUACGAAUGGGUCAGCGUUUGGGGGGUUCCUUCACGCACACCUCCUGCUGCUCAUCCACACAGAACUCGUGGUCGCACAUCUCGACUCCGGAGUCCUUAGAGUGGGACGUCGACGAGGAGCGCAGGCAGCAGGGCCAGCUGAGAACGGAGGACGACAAUCUGGACGAGGAGACUCUGAAGCUGCUGGAUCAAAUUGAGCAGCUGAAGCACCAUGUUCUGCUGGAGACGGGCGAGGCCCUGGGCUUGGAAGCCAGUGGCUGUUGAGGAACUGAUCAGUGGUCCAUAACUAUGAGUCUCCAAAGGAGGCUGCAGAUUAAAUUAAAGUCCAAAACUGUAAAUAGAAUUAUUCUCGGUGGAGAAAUCCUGACAGUCCGAUCCUAUUGUUCCAAUCAAUU
Molecule: messenger RNA, 1344 nt
Organism: Drosophila bipectinata
Lineage: Eukaryota; Metazoa; Arthropoda; Insecta; Diptera; Drosophilidae
Source: RefSeq, a predicted model, not a curated record